Molecule: messenger RNA, 998 nt
Organism: Capsicum annuum
Lineage: Eukaryota; Viridiplantae; Streptophyta; Magnoliopsida; Solanales; Solanaceae
Exons: 2
Coding region: 403-852 (149 amino acids)
Source: RefSeq, a predicted model, not a curated record
UCCUUUGUUAAAAGGUACAUCGAUGAGUAUCCAAUAGUGAUAUAGACUGGAAAACAGACAGAAUAGUUGUGAAAAUUACAAAUGCAUUGGAAUUUGACUAUUAAGCUACAUAUUUUGACUUAAUAAGAUGUUGGAAGCAUGUUGAAAGUAAUUAAUACCUUAGUACGUUGAACAACUUGGGCCCUUCCAUUUGAGUUCACUUUUUCUUUCUUCUCUCUCUAUCUUACUGAAUACAUUUUUGGGCUCCUUUUCUUUGUGAUAAUCCAGAUUUGAACAGUGAAUUGAAGCAAUAUGGAUAAACCAAUGGGCCGCGAACCAAAUUCAUAGGAGAUACUUAAGAAGUUGCACCAAAAAAGGGAUGGCAGUUUUGUUGAUGCAAAGUCGAAGAGCAUUAAUGAUAAAAUGGAGAUUGUCAUAGCUACUGCUCUUUCGGGGUCAACACAUGAUUCAUCAGAAGAUCAAGAACUCGAUAUAAAUUGCAUGUACUUUGAUAUUGUGGGUGGAGCAAAAACACAAUGUGUGUAUGGAUUGGGCUCUCAAGUUUCAACCUUGUAUAAAGAUAUGACAUGCAAUUUGUCUGUAGUGUCCGAUCACGUUGCUGAAGAGCGCAUCAAAAUACUUGAGAAAGAGGUGUCGUAUAUGAGAGAAAGUCAAGAGAGAGUUCAUCAAGAACGUGUAGAGUUGGAGGUGCAACAACGAGUAGAGCAAGAGGUUUUCUGUUUAAGGCAACAAAGUGAUGAUCGAUUCAAAUCUAUGGAGGAGCAAUGGUCUCGCAUGAUAAGCGACAUGGCAUUAUCUUCUCGCUCAUUUAGUAAUCUUACUCUCCCUAAUAGGGACUCGUCUAAUGCUUAGCCCUUAGCUGUUUAAUAUUUUGAGACUUUAGUUACUUGAAGUGUCGACUUGAACAUUGUCACACUUUUUUGGAUAGUUAUAUGCUUUAAAUUUUAAAUAUUGGUAGACUUUUGCUUAUUGAAGUUCUGAUUUUGCAUGUUUUAAUU